AUGGCCGAGAUUUUCCCCAAUCAAUUUCUUUUGUCGAGUUACGACCGAUGGCUCGUGACCAUCCUUCUCCUGUUGUCGACCUCGUCAAAGGGUGGUGUUUGGGCACAAAAUGGCGACGGAGGAGGAGCGUCAGGUGUCGAACCGGGUGAUAUCGGCGGUGGAUCACCCGGCACGGGGAGUGAGAAUGCAGGCGCACAAGGAUCUGAUACGGGCUCGGUGAAGUUGAGCGUAGGGGCGACUGUUGCUAUUGCCGUGGUGGUUAGUCUUGUUGUCAUUUUAGGUGGAACGACCGCUAUACUCUUCUUCCUGGCUAAAAAGAGACAAUGGAAGAUCAAAGAGGGUUUAAGGAAAUCCGCUACAAAAGUCAAGAGUGCCGUCAAGGCUGUCACUACACCAAUGACACCGAAAAGAAUGACAUUUGGUGGUAAGAGUCCGGUUGAAAAUCAAAGAAGAAGAAUAGGAGGAGGAGGAGGAGGACAUACCGAACGGACGACGGUGGCGGCAACCAACCCAAAAAAGGGAUUGGGUAUAAGAGCGGCAGCAUCAGCAAUGGAUGAUGGAAUACACAGAGACAAGGAUCGAGAUUUGGAAAAGGGGGUGGCUACGGUUGUAGCUGCUACACAGGUCACCACCACUGCUCCAGCAACACGUGUUGUCCGUGAUGAUGGUAAUGGAAGUGGCAGUGAUCACGAAGGAGACACCGAGAGUCAGAAUUCGAAGAAUAAGAUUAUUACAGGGACUCAACAAGGGGAGAGGAAAAGUCGAAAGGAAAAACCAAGACCGCCAAAGGUCGAGAUUCCAACGAGUUCUUUCGAGAUUGAUAGUCCCAAAACCCCAAUUUGGAAGAAGGUAUUUGGACGAUGAAGGCGCUGUAUCACGAUGAUGGGGACAUUGUAUGUUAGCAACGG
Molecule: messenger RNA, 908 nt
Organism: Exophiala oligosperma
Lineage: Eukaryota; Fungi; Ascomycota; Eurotiomycetes; Chaetothyriales; Herpotrichiellaceae
Exons: 2
Coding region: 1-864 (287 amino acids)
Source: RefSeq, a predicted model, not a curated record